AAAACGAAAACAAAAUCUAUUUGAAUUUGUGGUUACAUUUUUUUUCAAAGAAAAUAAAUCCAAAAAAUGAAUAAGUAUUCAACAAAACGGUCACAUUCUACAACGACGACGACAACAACAACAUAUGAUUCAUAUAAUCAUACACCAACAAAAACAUCUUCAUCAACAAUAACAAAACAUAGACGUGAAUAUUCAUCACCACCACCAUCAUCAUCAUCAAUAUCAAGAUGUCGAUCUAGAGAUCAUAGUAGUGAAGAAAGUAGUAGCCGCCAUAGUUCACAAGAUUCAUGGAGUCCAAGAUCACGUGGUGAUGAUGAUGAUAUUGAUGGUCGUGGUGGUAGUAAAAGUGGCCACAAUCAUCAUCGAUAUAAUCAUUCAAAUCAUGUAAAUAAAUAUUCAGAUCGUAAUAACAGUAGUAAUAAUCAUAAUAUUCGUCGACGUGAAAGAAGUCCAAUAAAUGAUGAUGAUGAUGAAGAUGAUGAUGAUGAUGAUGAUGAUGAUGAUGAAGAUGAUGAUAUUGAUUCGAUUAAUAAUAAUAAUAAUAAUCGUAAUAGCAAGUAUUAUGAACGAACAUCAAGUAAAAGUAAUAAAUAUAUAAGAUUAUCAACAUCAAGAUCACCACCACUUCAAUCAUCAUCGUCGAUGAUAAAUAGCCGUGGUCAUAAUAAUAGACAUAAUGAUUAUCAUCAUUUUAAUCAUCAUAGAUCAACGUCGAAUAAAUUUUCAUCAACAACAAAAAGAUCUAGAUAUGAUGAUACAAGAAAUUCCUAUUAUAAUAAUGGUCAUAGUAGCCAUUAUCGUCAUAAUAAUAAUCAUCACCAUUCAAAUCAUCAUUCUUCGACGUCAUCGUCAUCGAAUAAAAAAUAUUUUGGAAAUUGGUCCGAACAAUAUAGUUCAUCUGGGAAACUUUAUUAUUAUAAUAGUAAAACAGAAAUAUCACAAUGGGAAAAACCUAAAGAAUGGAUAGAAUGGGAAGAACAACGAAAUUCAACAAGGGAAACAUCAUCAUCUACAAGUAGAUAUAAUUCCUCAACAUUGAAUCAUCGUGAUCGUGAUAAUCAUCAUCAUCAUCAUAGUGGUAGUAAAUAUCAUCAUCAUAAUGAUAAAUAUGACCAUAGUAGUAGUAACAAUCAACAACCGAAGUCCUAUGCAUACUCAAAUCAUUCACCAUCCGAGCAUUCAUCAUCAACAAUAUCGAAUAAUAAUAAUAAUAAUGAUCGACAUUAUUCACAUCAUCAUCAACAACAACAUCACCAACAUCGGAAUCGAUCAUCAACAUCAAGACAUCGAUCAACAUCGAGACAAAGAUCUCGUAGUCCGUCGACACAUUAUUCCUAUCAUAAUCAUAGUUCAUCAUCAUCAAGAUCUCAUCAUAAUAGACGUCGUCAUUAUGAUGAUGAUGAUGAUGAUUAUACUGAUGAAAGUGAUGAUGAUCUAAUUACUAAUCAUCAUCGUCAUAAUAGGAGUAAUAGUAGAAGUAAAAUGGAUAAAUUAUCAACAGAACAAUCAAGAAAUUCAUUAAAUCAUGAUUCUGAUAAUAAUAAUGAUGGUGAUGUUGAUGUUGGUGGUUCUAAUGUGCAUUCAAAAUUAACAAAUAAUUCCAUCGAUAAUCGUCAUCACCAUCAUCAAGAUAAUUCUUUGGAUAACCUUAAUAAUAAUAACAAUAACGAUUCAAGCCAUAAAAUAAUGGAUAAUGUGACAAAGAUUAAAGAUUCAAAUAGUAAAUUGGAUGCAUGUUCACCAGAUUCUAAUUUAUCCGCAUUUUUAAUGAAAGCGAUGACAUCGAUAGUAUCACAAUCAUCAUCAUCAUCAUCAACAUCACCAUCGAAUAAUAAUAAUAAUAGCCUUCAUCAUAUGAUUGCCAAAUUAUUACGACAAUUUAAUAUAAAUUCACAAGGUAUUAAUCUAUCAAAUACGGAAGAAAUAUUGAAUCUUUUGAGAAAAUUACAACAAAAAUCUGCUACUACAUUAAAAAAUUCAAGCCGUUCACCACAGAAUGUAAAAUUAAUGAAUAAACAACAACAUCAGCUGUACAAUAAUAACAAUAGUUCUCGACAUAAUCUUUUAAAUAGUUCUGAUGGUAUACGUCAAGAUUUAGAUCAAUUAUCUAAAAAAAUUAUCAAUCAACAAUCAGCCGAAUCACCACCACCACCACCAACACCACAGCAAACAACAGAUUCAAAAAGUGUGAAUAAUUGUAGCCAAAACAAUCAAUCAUCAUCAUUAACAUCGGCUAUUUCAUCGAUAACAAGUUCAAAUAUUGCACAGAAUAAAUGUUCAUUACCUGAUCUAUCGAGAUUUUUUAAAUUAUAUAAUGUAGAUCUGAUUAAUCAUGUAUCCGGUUGGUGUUCCGAACAAUUAGAAAAACAGGCAAAUUCAUUAUUUGAACAAGCCAAUCAUAUUGGUAAUCAUUCAUGUACAAGAAUUUUGACUGAAUUAAAAAAUGCCCGAAGUUUAGUACGAUUAACUGAGAUACAGAAAACAUUACAAAAACAAAGGAUUCUGUUUGCCAGUCAACAAAUCAAAACGGUUGAAGAAUGGAAAAGUAAACAAUUUGCAAACUAUUCUUAGUGUGUACAUCAUAAAUGGAAAAAAUUUUUUCCAAUCCUCUACAAAUAAAACUCUCUCAAUUCAUCGACAAAAAAAAUCAAGCAACCAACUAAUUUUCAUUUUUUUUCUACAAAACAUACAGUAAUUUCUCUUUGAUGUGAUGAAAUUCAUACAUUAUUAUUCAAGUUGCAUUCAAAUUCAUCGCGAAACUUUUCAAUUUUCUUGUGAAAUUCAUUAAUUUUUGUACAGACAAUAUAUACAUUGUCACACAAACACACACACACCUAGAUACAUUUGGCAAAAAAGCAUACCUGUAUCAAAAUAAUUUUUUUUUGUCACUUUUGAUCAUCGUUUAUCAGCCAUCAUCAUCAUUAUCGUCAGAUACAUGAAUUUGUUCUUAAAAAAAAAAUACAACAGAAAGACAAAAAAUUCUCCAGAUACAAAUCCAGUCCAUUUUAUCUUGUUCUAGUUUUUUUUUUUUUUUCAUUUAUUAUUCAUCAUCAUCAUCAUCAUCAGCAACAACAACAACAACAAACAAAAUG
This is a messenger RNA of Dermatophagoides farinae (American house dust mite), 3092 nucleotides long. Lineage: Eukaryota; Metazoa; Arthropoda; Arachnida; Sarcoptiformes; Pyroglyphidae. The record is from RefSeq and is a predicted model, not a curated record.